AUGGCUUCACUAAAAGAUAAAGCCAAGAAGGCAAAGACAAUCUUCUCCCUCGAUUCCCCCACUCCGACUUUUUUCUCCCCGUCGUGGCCUGAUAUCUCGCCUCAGGCGUCGUCAGAUGCAUUCGCUAUAUUAUCAAAACUUCUCACCGACCUACAAGAGCUUCAAAAAUUGACGACGGCGACAGCAACGACGAUAGGAGAUGGAAGACCAAAGAUAUUGGCCGGCCCGAACCCGGUAACAUCAUAUCUGGAACAUCUAGUCCAACGAUCAGUUCCAACAUCACUUCUAAAUCCCAAUUCAAAGCCAGAAACCUCCCAAAAGGAAAUUCGAAAACCAUUGGCAGUCUUUGUUACAAGAUCGGACCAACCAUCAGUGUUACACUCGCAUAUCCCGUUUCUAUGUGCCGCAGUAUCAGUGCCUUUGGUGGCUCUCUCGAAGGGCUCGGAACAGAAAUUGGUUAAGAUAUUAAAACCAGAGAAUGGCAGUGUAUACAUGUUGGUGGUUUUUGAGGACACGCCUGGAGUCGAAGAGUUGACAAAGCUUUUACUUGGCGAAGAUGGUCAGAUUAUAGCAGGAAAAGUUGGAAUGCCAGAGGUACUCCAGCCUAGUGAGGCGAAAUGGUUGGAGACUCGAAAUAAAGCCACCCAGACCUUCGUAGGCGAAAGACGGAAAGUCAAGAGAAAAGGCGGGGAAGUUACAAAUACGCAAACCAAAGGUGAAGGUAGAGCUCCAGCGAAGAAAGCGAAAAAGGAGAGCUGA
Messenger RNA from Orbilia oligospora ATCC 24927, 759 nucleotides. RefSeq lists its product as uncharacterized. Bases 1 to 759 code for a protein of 252 amino acids. The record is from RefSeq and is a predicted model, not a curated record. The transcript has a single exon. NCBI's taxonomy places the organism in Eukaryota, Fungi, Ascomycota, Orbiliomycetes, Orbiliales, Orbiliaceae. Gene Ontology annotation, cellular component: ribonuclease MRP complex; cytosol; nucleolar ribonuclease P complex. Gene Ontology annotation, biological process: rRNA processing; nuclear-transcribed mRNA catabolic process, RNase MRP-dependent; tRNA processing. Gene Ontology annotation, molecular function: ribonuclease MRP activity.